Culex pipiens pallens (northern house mosquito) is the source of this 6511-nucleotide messenger RNA. RefSeq names its product G1/S-specific cyclin-D2. Lineage: Eukaryota; Metazoa; Arthropoda; Insecta; Diptera; Culicidae. The record is from RefSeq and is a predicted model, not a curated record. The transcript has 4 exons. Bases 949 to 2004 code for a protein of 351 amino acids.
GGGGCUCGAGCACCGGCUUAGGGGAGACUCUCUCGCGUUUGAUUCGAUUCUUGGCGAUUCUCUCUCCUUCGUCGUCGAGUUGAGUCUUGUGCUGAAGGCUACCUGCGCGCGGGUCUUGGUCGGGUAUUGUGCAAUCUCCCAAGUGCCCAAAAAUUCUGCGGCUUGUUAUGGUUUCGCGUUUGAGAGCUGUGCUGGUGCGGAGUGUGUAGAGAAGAUCUCCUGAAACACAUGUGUGCGGCGAAGACGACGACGACGAGGACGACUGGUGUGAACCCCUUAGGUUGGUGUGGUUGGUCGCUUAGCCGGUUGCGCAUUUCUGUUGCGAACUUCUCACGCUGCGGACGUGUGUGCGACGAAGACGACGACGAGGACCGAAUCUGACCGAACUUUGCCAGUCUGCGGUGUCACAAGUGUGUGAGUAGCCCCUAGGUGUCCCCCCUACCACCCUCGCCUGGCCUAAGCAGAACACGCAACCUACGCAGCAACAACAACAACAACAGUAGUCACACUAGAAACGACAACAACAGCAACAACAACAACAAUAGUCGCGCUGAACAGCUGAAGAAGAACUUGCGUGCUUGCGUGGUGAAGGGAAGAUCAGCUGAGUAUCGAAAGGGACAAGGGGCUACGAAGAAGAGAGGUUACAAAGUGUGCGUGUGCGAGAACAAUAGCAGCGUGUACGCGAGAACAGUUACGGUGCAACGGUAGUGUCAAAGCGAGAGAAGAGAGGGCUUUUGUCGUGUGUUUUUUUGGGGAAGUACCGUUAGGUGAUCUUUGAACCCGUGGCCGUGAAGAAACAGCUGAAGAAACUGUGUGUACUAAUUUAGUGAGGACAUUCCACAGAAAAAAGGGACUGUACAGUGAAUGUGAUACGCAAGGAAGAGCACUCAGGUGAAGAACAAACCAAGGAAGUGUAACGGAAAAGGUGUGUGCCGGUGUUGACGCACAAUGGACUUGCUGUGCAAGGAAAGUAUCAGUAGCGUCAACGAGGUGCUACUCCCGAACCAAGCCAGUGCAGUGUCAAACCAGCAGAUGGAGAUGCGGCUCAACACGGCCAUCAAGGAUCCGAUCUUCCUGGACAACCGGUGCCUCGAAAACCUACUGAAGGCCGAGGACCGCCACGAGGCGCUCAAGAACACCAAUUACUUCAGCACCGUGCAGAAGGAGAUCAGUCCGAGCAUGCGCCGGGUCGUCGCCGAAUGGGUCAUCGAUGUAAGUUCAAAAUAUCCCAAAAUCCGACCUUUCGCCCGAAAGAUCGCAGUAGGCCACCAUUUUGAGCAGCCAAAACCCCGCAAGCUUGUGUUGGUGAAGAACGAAAACGCGAAAGCAAAGAGGGAUGACGAUGAUGAUGAUGUUGCGUUGGGAAGGGGGUUGAAAAAGAAGGAAUCGACGAAGCUUUCCGAUUGGAGCUUUCGGGGGGAGCAGCAGAACAGGUCGGCUGGUUGGUUGGUUCGCCGAUCGGCUCUGGAGGGGCGAUGGGAGCUGCUCGUGCUGAGCCGGCUCAAGUGGGACGUUUCGACCGUGACGCCACUGGACUUCCUGGAGCUGCUCCUGUGCCGGCUGCCGAUCGAGAACAAAAAGUGCCACGACAUCAGCAUAGAGAAAGUGAGGAAGCACGCGCAGGCGUUCAUCUCGUUAGCGGCGCGGGAACAUUACUUUUCCAACUACACCGCCAGCACGGUGGCGGCCUCCAGUAUUGCGGCAUCGCUCAGUGGCCUCAAGUGGGACCUCCGCAGCGGCCAGUCGAUCCAUCAUCUCAUCAAUCGGUUCACCGACCUCACCGGCGUGGAACAGGAGUUCAUCUUCGACUGCAUGGACAAGAUGGAGGCCCUGUUCCAGGAGCAGCGCCGCCGGUUGCCCCAGUCGGUGCACAUCGCGUCCGCGACGGCCACGAUCGUGUCCGCGGCCACAACCACCCAGUCGUCGUCACACCUGCAAACGCCCUGCGUCAACCUCAAGGCCAGCUCGACCACGCCCACGGACGUGCAGGACAUUGACUUCUAGAGACUGUGCGGAUGGGGUUGGAUCACAGUAGGCUAGGUUUGCGCUACCGGCCGCUAGGUGGCAGGCAGAAAACAACCAAAAUGGCGGGGCCCACCCAGCAGGGGGGAGAAAAAUAUACAACUUUUGGUGCUAUAUUAUACAUUUAUAAAUUUAAGGUAAACAAACAAACGCGGAAUCGACAAAAAAAAAACGAAUCCGGUGAGGAGUCGCAGGCGGCGAGUCGAACCGGAGAGCUGUCAAACGGGAAAGUGCGGGCGCCAUUUUGGUUGUUUCGCCGUUCACCGGAAGGAACACGGGGGAAAGUGAAACACUGACAGAGAGAGAGGGAGACAGCAAAUGGAACUGCGAUAUUUUUUUACGUUACAAAAACGCGUAGCAAGCGAAGAAAAGUAAGAAACUGAAUUAAAAACCAUCUGAAAUAAUGGCAUUUAAGGUAGGAGUUUGAGGUUAGAAAGGAAGGAGCAAAGUUAAUUGUUAAAGAAAACACAAACACACACAACUGAAGAUUUCUGAAAGAUUUCGUGUGCUUCCUAGAAUGAAAGAGAGAGAUGUUUUCCGCUGGAAAAUGCGCCCAAACACACAAAAAUAUUCUUAUAUAUUUUUAUUAGUCUUUGUACAUACUAGCAACGUAAGCAGCAGCCAGUGCACAAACACACACACACAAUACCUAGUGGAUAGUAAGUAAUAAAGAAGUUGGAAAUAUCGGAAAAAAGAGUUGAAACUUUAACAACACGCGCAAAUGGUGGCGAUGAAAGUUUGUGCUGAGAAAUUGGAAAUGCAUUUUUUUAGAUUUUGUGAGGUAAAACAAUCACAAUUUGUGAGUGUAAGGUGACAAGCAAGUUUGCCAUAGUCUGAUACCCCCUUGAGUUAGAUCGUAUCUAACGAAUUCGAGUGAUUUUUGUUGACUUUUAUUUGUCAAAUGUCAACUUGAAAUAUUUCAUCCAAUUUGUGCGAUGAAAUCUUUCAUGAAAUCCACCAAAUUUGUAUUUGGCUAAGUUGAUUUUAGUUGUAUUGUUAAGGUGACAACCAAGCUGUCAAAAAGAACAAUUUCCGGGCAAAUUUCAAAAGUAUCAAUAGAAUUCAGAGUAGUUUUGUUAAUUUGAUUUGGUUAACUGCGGUGGAUUUUCUUGAAAUGAUUCGAACUGUCAAAAAUCCACCAAAGCAUCCAUCGGUGGAACUUUUCUACCACAGUUUUGUGUGCGAUCAAUGUGGUAGAUGCUUUGGUGGAUUUUUGACAGUUCGAAUUAUUUCAAGAAAAUCCACCGCGGUUAACCGAAUCAAAUUAACAAAAGUACUCAGCUUUACGAGCUAAAUAUUUUUCGCCAGCUGACAGGUUCGCCGUACCUCAUAAUAUUGCAUGUAUCUUGCAUGCACAUUUGAAAUUGCUCAGUUUUCGUCAUAACCUAACUCACCCAAAAAUGAGUAAAAAGGUCAACUGUCAGAUUUAAGCGAAAUUCUCCCAGAAUUAAACGAAUAUUGAGUGAAAUUUGCCCAGAUCUGAGUGAAAUUCACCCGAAUCUGACAGUUGCCUUAUUUGCUCAAUUUUGAGUAGAUUCGGUUUUGAUUAAAACUAAGUGAUUUUAAAAGAGGUUGUGUGCAAUGUAGAAAAAUUGACAGCUUAAGAGAAGAUUUGUUUUGUGAACAUUUUUUUGUAAUUUUGAAUCAAAAAAGGAGCUUUCAAAAUGCAGUAUAAUGUUUCCCAAACUGGGUUAAAAUUAUUUUUUUAAUUCGCUAAGCAAAAUUGUAAUUUCUUUGGUAUAAAUUUUAAUGGAACCACUACUUAAUAUUCGAAUGAAGAUUCCUCAGAAUGAGUGACAAUGAAGAAGUUUUUCAAUAAUUCCUGAGAAGGUGUGAUUUUGACGAAAUCUUUAUGAUUUUAUUUGAAGAAAAAAAUUAUUUCAAAUGAGUGUGUAAAAUAUUUGAUUCAAUAAAAUUACACGCUUAUCUACGACAACUUAUUUCUUGUCAAAAUGAUAGGAACCAGAUUUGACUCAUUUUUCGGCGAAGGUCACUCAAAAUUACACAAUUUCAUAAGAUUUUUUUUUCAAAUAAUGAAUUUUGUAUACACUGUCAAAAUUUUGUCCAAACUUUAAAAUUCUAAACGUACCCAUCAAAACGAUCAAAGCUGAUUUUUUGAUCUUUAUUUUCCUUUCCAUGAAAAUAAAUAAAAUAAACAAGACAAUUUAAAACUAAUUUGAGAAUCGUAUUAUUUUGAACAUUUUCUGAAUUAGUUUUCAAAAGAACGCUAGUGCCACCGCUAGCUGCGGUAAUAAUUUGCAUUUUCCUCUAAAACAAAGCGAAAUUUCAUGGUUUUUGUGCCUAGAUAUUUUGAUGGACGUAAUGGUAUUAAAUCUGAAGCAUUUUUAUUAUCUUUUUCAGUAAAUAAAUCGAUAAUCGAUCUAAAGGCUGCUUUAUUUACAAACAGCUAUUGCGUCCUUUUCAAAACUUACCAAUGAUUGUGAGUGAUUUGCACACAUGUCAAAAAUUACACAAAUUUCGAUAUGACAGAACUUUCUUCCAAAAAAAUCUUUACUGAAGGGCGUUUUAGGCUAUGACAAACAAACAAACUCAUUUUUUGACAGUUUGGCAGUUUGCCUGCUUUGUUUGUUUGCCUGCAUUUGUUUGCAGAAACGUCAGGCUUUGCUUGCGAGAUACUUGCAAAAAAAAAAUUUUGGCGAUUUUUGACAACUGUCAAACACAGAAAAGUGCGAGUUUGUUUGUUUGACGUAGUCUUAUACCUCCUUGAGUUAGUUCGUAUUUACUGAAUUCUGAGUGAUUUAUUGUUGACUUUUGAUUGACAAUUGUCAGCUUGAAAUAUUUCAUCAAAUUUGUGGGAUGAAAUGUUUCAAACAAAUCCACCAAAUUUGUGUUUGGCUAAGUUGUUUAUGCGUUCUGACAGAUGAUGAUGCAGCUUUGCACGCUGCAAUAAAUCAAGUCAAAACCGAGUUUAAUCAAACUGAAAUUAACUUUUCAAGUACUUUAUUAAUUCAAAUUGAUGCAAAAGAAAACCCUCCAAUCGAAAUUUCCAGCACACUUUCCACCGCCCCCAUUUGUGUCGCAUUUUUUCUUAAAUGGGGAAAGCAUAUUAUUACGCUUUAUUGUUACGAGGGUGAAUUUCCGCACGCACAGGAAUAACGGUGAGUUUGGAGCGAUCGGCUCACUCGAUUCGGGACGCAUCGCCAGUUUUAAAACUUGGAGCUUCCCAGCUAGAAAAAAACGAAGCAGCUGCUUUCCUUACAAAAAAAAAAAAAAUAAAGAAAUGAAGCAGGAAUCAAUAUAACCAAGCACAAAGCAAAUCGCAAGACUGUUCUGAACGGUUCCUCAUAAUUACGUGUUAUUUUGUUGUUGAGUAAAGUUCUUUUGUUUGUAGUGUGGUGCGCAAGUAGUGGAGGAAGAGAACAAUACGCUUAAGGGAGGAGGAGAAACGCACACGCACACACGAGCACACUUUCUCACAAAUCCAAACAAAUGAAAGCUCACAACUGCAGCAAUUAAUAAAAAAAAACUGGAGAGAAAAAGACCAGCAGCAUUUCAAACAAAACAAAUAAGCAAACUGUAUAGUCAAUAGUAAGAGAGAACGCAUCGAGAAUCAUAUAUACUAAAAGAUAAAGAGAAUAAGAUGAAACUAAGUAAAAGUUCCUUUAAAAAACAAAAUGCUGAGCGAAAGAUUUCAACCGCUGCACAAGGGGGGGACCCCAAACAUGAUUUGAAAUGUUUCAAACGCGCGACAAUCUGAUGAAAUUGAUUCUUAACAUUUUACGCACAAAUACAAACAAAAGUAAGUUAAAAAAAACAGUGACAAAGUCAAGUGCCUUAGAAAGUAUCAUAUCAAUUUGUGUAAUUAUUAUUUUAUAAAGAAGAUAUUUUGAAAUGAAACUGCGCAAACGUUUGCAUGGAAACGCGUAGCCCAUAGUCACAAAAAGAAUACAACAUUUUAGCUUCGUAAGGCUUCGGUUUAAGUAUACCCACUAGGAAUCUUCCAAACAAUCUAACUAUCUUCCCCUCACCGUGUAAAUAUUGAAAUCGAGGGGGAGACAAGCUGACACUUAAAGAAAAAAAAGAAAUGAAACAAAUCCAGUCUUCCAAACAGAGCUAGGGUACAGAUCAAACAGAGGGCACGAUCGCAAAAUGAACGAAAAUUAAAAAAAUCAACUGCCAAUAGUUUAGAGAAAAAAACAAAAAUAUGACAAUAAAAUCAACACUGAAAACAGCACACCGAUCCACGUACAACAAUAGUUUUUACAAUAGUCAACCCCCACCCAAAAAAAAACAAACAAAACUGAAAGCCAGUCUUCCAAAGGUAAACUGUAAAUAGUGGUCCUUUUACCUUGCCAAAAUGCACUCACUCACUCACUUACUCACUCCACAUACACACACUCAAGCCAGCAAUGCAAUAGAAUUAAUCCACCCUUACCCCCACCCCUUUGUAACGCAUGCAAUCAAUCAAGUGUCCUUAUCUAGGGUAGUUUAGUAGAUUGCGAAUCAAAGUAGAAACAAAAAAAAACAA